Messenger RNA from Thecamonas trahens ATCC 50062, 1444 nucleotides. RefSeq names its product 2-hydroxymuconic semialdehyde dehydrogenase. Gene Ontology annotation, molecular function: oxidoreductase activity, acting on the aldehyde or oxo group of donors, NAD or NADP as acceptor. The transcript has a single exon. The coding region runs from base 430 to 1389 and encodes 319 amino acids. NCBI's taxonomy places the organism in Eukaryota, Apusomonadida, Apusomonadidae. The record is from RefSeq and is a predicted model, not a curated record.
CAAGGCGUACGGCGAGCUGGCGGCGUCGACGGAGGAGGACGUGGAGGCGGCCGUGGCGGCGGCAAAGGCCGCCUUUCCAGCUUGGGCCGCCACGCCCGCUGCCACCCGCUCGCAGCUUCUGCUGAAGGUGGCAGAGCUGGUCGACGCACGUGCCGCCGCCUUUGCUGCCGCCGAGAGCUAUGACAACGGCAAGCCCGUGGCCCUCGCCGCACGGGUCGACAUCCCGCGGCUGGCGCACAACUUCCGCUUCUUCGCCACCGCCAUCCUGCAUGCGACGGACAAGUCGACCGUAAUCGACGGGCCGCCCGGUCCGGCCGUCAACUACACCGUCUCAUCGCCUGUCGGCGUCGCCGGCCUCAUCUCGCCCUGGAACCUGCCCAUCUACCUACUCUCCUUCAAGAUUGCGCCGUGCAUCGCCGCAGGCAACACAUGCGUGUGCAAGCCGUCCGAGUUCACUUCGCUCACCGCCUUUCUCCUUUGCGACAUCCUCAACGAGGCCGGCAUUCCGCCGGGCGUCGUCAACAUGGUCUUUGGCGACGGGCCCGGUGCCGGCGCCCGCUCGUCGCACACCCGGACGUCCCACUCGUCUCGUUCACAGGCUCCACCGCCACCGGCGAGCGCAUCGCCAAGGCCACCGCCCCGCAUGUCAAGAAGCUUUCGCUUGAGCUAGGCGGCAAGAACGCCAACAUCGUCUUUGCCGACGCCGACAUCGACGCCGCCGUCGCCGGUGCAGUCAAGGCCUCGUUCGCCAAUCAAGGCCAGAUCUGCCUCUGCGGCUCGCGCCUCUUUGUCGCAAACUCUAUCUACGACAUAUUCAUGGCCAAGUUCCUCGCCGCCGUCGCCGCUCUCAAAACCGGUGAUCCGGCCGACCCCGCGUCGAACCUCGGCGCCCUCGUCUCGGCUCAGCACAAGGAGAAGGUGCUCUCGUACAUUGCGCUGGCGGUCGAGGAGGGCGGGUCUCUGGCCGCAGGCGGGCCUGACCCACCGGCCGAUAUUCCGUCCCAUCUCGCCGACGGCUACUACGUCUCUCCCACCGUCGUCACUGGCCUCGACAUGAGUGCGCGCUGCAACAACGAGGAGAUCUUUGGUCCCGUCGUCGGCGUCAUCCGCUUUGACGACUCAUCCGCAGACGCCGGUGCUGCCGCCGUCAUUGCUGACGCCAACGCCGUCGCGUAUGGCCUCUCAGCCUCGGUCUGGACCUCCGAUCUCACCCGCGCUCACACUGUGGCCCAGGCUCUCGACGUUGGAACUGUCUGGAUCAACUGCUGGCUCGUCCGCGACUUGCGCGUUCCGUUUGGCGGGCAGAAGCACUCGGGCGUCGGCCGUGAGGGCGGCGAGUACUCGCUCGAAUUCUACACCGAGCAGAAAACGGUGUGCAUCAAGCUGUAGUGCUUGCUCGGCUCGGUUCAGUUGAGUUCACCACGUAAACCAACUCUUUUGCAAA